AUGGCGCCCACCAAGCCACAGAAAAAGAGCAGCGGUUUGAAUAAGAGAAAAAGGGCUCCGAACCAGAAAUCUGAGGGCACAACAUCAAGCUCCAGUAAACCAAAAUCAACAUUUAGUCCCAAGAAACUGAAGUUAAAUUCGGGCAGUGCUCAAGGUCAAUUUACGAAGAAUCCUGUUAAAGCGCCUAAGAAGGAUUACGAGAAGCCUGCUGUGAAGAAAGAUGAAGUGGGGGAUUCCAAAAAACUUGCUCGUCUGCGUGCAAAGGAACUAGCCGAGGCAAGAAAAAAGAGGAGGAAGAAGCAUUACUCACUGGAGCAAGAGCUUGCCUUGCUAUGGGAAAAGAUGAGAUGUCGCAGUGUUAAAAAAGAAGAUAGGUCGAGGUUGGUGAGCGAAGCACUAAACAAGAUGAAGGGGAAAGUUUCUGAAAUAGCAAGCUCUCACAUCUCUUCUCGUGUUCUUCAGACUUGCAUUAAACACUGUACACAAGAUGAAAGGAACGAAGUGUUCAAGGAGCUACGUCCUCAUUUUAUAUCUCUUGCAACCAAUACUUAUGCAGUUCAUCUUGUAACCAAGAUGUUAGAUCGUGCACCCAAAGAACAGCUUGCAGAAUUUAUAUCUUCUCUCCAUGGACAUGUUGCCUCUCUUCUUCGACAUAUGGUUGGAUCUCUAGUUAUCGAGCAUGCGUAUAAUUUGGGGAAUGCAACUCAGAAGCAAUCACUUUUGAUGGAACUAUAUUCUCCAGAGCUUCAGUUAUUUAAGGAUUUGGUUACUGGGAAAGAGAGCAGAUUAGAAGAUGUAAUUUCAAAGUUGCAGCUACAGAAGUCAUCGGUCUUACGUCACAUGACAUCUGCGCUUCUACCCAUCCUGGAGAAGGGUAUUUUAGACCAUUCCAUUGUACACAAAGCAUUAAUGGAGUACUUUACUGUUGCAGAUCAGUCUUCUGCCACAGAUUUUAUUCAGCAGCUUUCUGGUCCGUCUCUCGUUCGAAUGAUUCACACCAAGGAUGGAUCUAGACUUGGUAUGCUCUGUAUCAGGCAUGGGACUGCAAAGGAGCGGAAGAAAAUUAUCAAGGGCAUGAAAACCCAUGUAGACAAAAUAGCUCAUGACAAAUUUGGUAGCAUGGUACUUGUCUGUAUCUUUUCGGUUGUUGAUGACACAAAACUAGUGUCUAAGAUUAUAAUUCGCGAGCUCGAAGGGAAUUUGAAGGAGCUUAUUUUGGAUCAGAGUGGUCGCCGCCCUUUUCUGCAGCUUCUCCAUCCUAAUUGUGCACGAUAUUUCACCCCCGAAGAUUUAUCAUCUUUGAGCCUGUCUGUACCAUCCCUAAAAAAUAAGAGUAUAUCGGAUGGUGGUGAAACUGCCGAAGGAGAUGCUGAUGGUGAUAAUGACAACUCUGAUUCAAAUAAACAGCCUAAUGAAGGUGGUAAGAAGGAUUCUUUCAAGCGGAGGCAAGAGUUGCUCGUCAAGAGUGGGCUUGCUGAGAAACUUGUUGAUGCAUGCUGUGAAAUGGCAGAUGAGUUGCUAAGGUCCAAGUACGGGAAAGAGGUUAUAUGUGAGGUUGCUACUGGAGGUGCUGAUAGAAUACUCCACCCGACUUUGGAUGAAAAGUUGGGCCAAUUGCAUGAAGCCAUUGCAUCCAUAGCUUUCCAGCCUAAGGUGGAUGAGCCCGAACAAGAGCACAUUCUCGAACAUUUUCAUUCGAGUCGGGCCAUAAGGAAACUCGUUCUAGACUGCCCUGCAUUUGCUUCGACUCUCUGGGAAAAGGCUCUAAAAGGAAAAUGUGAAAUCUGGUCCAAGGGUCACAGCUCGAAGGUAAUUAAUGCGUACUUAGAGACCUCCGACUCUAUAGUGAAGAAGUUGGCCAAAGACGAAUUGCAGCCUUUGGUAGAGAGAGGCGAUCUGUCAUUACCUGCAGCCGGUGAAUCGGGCAAAAAAGAUUAA
Striga hermonthica is the source of this 1938-nucleotide messenger RNA. The record is from the annotation of a GenBank genome assembly. NCBI's taxonomy places the organism in Eukaryota, Viridiplantae, Streptophyta, Magnoliopsida, Lamiales, Orobanchaceae.